This is a messenger RNA of Musa acuminata AAA Group (dessert banana), 1983 nucleotides long. RefSeq lists its product as uncharacterized. The transcript is spliced from 8 exons. The record is from RefSeq and is a predicted model, not a curated record. Bases 248 to 709 code for a protein of 153 amino acids. Lineage: Eukaryota; Viridiplantae; Streptophyta; Magnoliopsida; Zingiberales; Musaceae.
UCCACUAAGAAACUCAAAAAAGGUCUUUCCGCUAACUCCUCUAGCGCUCACUCUUUCGCUCGGUCUCCGUCUCCUCCUCUUCGGGUACCGAUUUCCCCUUUGCUCCUUAGCGAUCGCUGGUCACACAACCCAAGUUAACUUCUUUCACGUUCGAAUUCGAGAUUCUGUUCCUCUUUUGCCCCAUUUCUCAGGAGCUCUCGAGUUAAUCGUCAGAGUCAACGUGAGAGAACCUAGGGAGGAGAGGUCGAUGCCGAUGGUAGCAAGAGAGAAAUCGGUGCGAUUAGACCAACUUGACACCGAGGCCAUGCUUGACGAUUUGGAUUCCUUUGAUGAUAUCCCUCUUCCCACGACGACCACCACAGAACGAAGACCCGGAAAGUUUCGACCUAGAGCUCGUGCUAAAACUGCUAAUGUUGCCUCUACAACCCCCAAAAACUCUGAUGCUGCACAACUGGUUCCUCCAUCUCCGCAGCCUUCAGCUCAAGAUUCUGAUUUUAAUCUGGAGAUGGAGAGAACCGGUCACGAACCUGGCCUUUCCAAUUACUCUGUUGUGGCAGAUGGAUUUUUGGAUACUUCUCGGCAGAGUCAAGGAAGUUUAGGCCAGGGUGCAGAUGCUUGCUUCAGCUUGUGUUCCCCUAAUGGCCCCACAAGUACAACUGAUAAUUUUUGUGGUCUUCAUGACUUGGAUGUGUGUUCUUCCAAUAUAUAGUUUAUUUAAGUCUCUUGCUUUUUGAUGAUUGAAUUCACAUGUUAGCAGGGAAUGUUGAUAUCUUUUAGCCAAAAGUUGAUCAACAAUGCCAAAACAAGGAACUUAUGACAUCGUCCAAUGAUUUUCUUGGAAUUGCGAUGUCACUCGGUGUCUCAACUCUCGACUCUAGUCUCUCAACCAGAGGCUGUUCACUUUGAAAUAAACACGGCUUAUGAAGAACCGUUGAUCAGUCUUGAGGCCUCUCAAGGUGAAGGAUUCUCAAAGGUUGUGACAUAGAUCAACUUAUCCUCGCUAAAUGAAAUAAACAGGCAUUAGCAGAGUUCUCCACCAUGGAAUCUCCUCAGUAUACUGGUGGAACCGCUGGUGUCCGACGAGCAGGCAAGUUUCAACCAGAAAACAUCUCACAACCAAACAAGGGAACAGCUAAGUCUGUUUCUUUCAUUUCUUCCGAGGCUUCUGACUCUGUCAUUCCUUCCGUGGGAUCCUUUUCUGAGACAAUGGAUAUUUCCUCUGUACAAAUGAUGACCGAUGUACAUGAAGAUGACCCUUUACAUUCAGUAUCCACAAUCCCAGACUGCAUUGCAGGAUUUCGGAUGGAUCACAUGAUAGGGUCGGAAAAGAGAUGAUGCAGCUCAAAACUCGGACAGAGUUGACCAAUGAAACAACAGAUGAUGGUCUAGUGAUUAUAUCACAUGAUACGGAGGAAAGGGGGGUAUUUAGAAAGAAGAGCAACAGGAGAAUGGUUGUGAUGUUGAGGACCCUGUGGAUUUCAAUGGUUCAAAAUGUGAAGUUAACAGUCCUUCAAAUGUUACCGGAGUGUCAAAGUAUAUUUGAGUGUGAUGGCUCUCACCCUGAAGACACGGAAAUAUGGGAGAUCUGAAGCAUAGAGCGAUUCUUAUUCUGCCUUCCUGAGUAUGCUAGUGAUCGAGAACCAACUUGGAAUUCUUUCCAUGAUGCUUGCAUCCAACUGUUCCUUUGAGAAUUUCUUUUAGCGCAAAAGCCAACCACAACAAAACAACAUUGUGUCCUUUGCUUGAGGAAAAAGUGUUGACCAGGUAUGACUUUGCUGAUUGCAUUUCUGCACCAGAUUCAACUUAAGAGUAUGUAAUAAUUUUUUUGGCUGUACACGGAUGCUAAUUCUCUCCGUUCACGAUCUCUUUCAAGUUUUUCUUUUUCUCAACCUGGCACAGUCACAGAUUGCAUUUAAAGAAGUCGAGGUGUAUCAUCUAAUGCUACAUGUCAAUUUAAAGCAUCAGUCGCUGUUCAUGUCUCCA